AUGGCAGAAGUGGCCGGCGGCGGCCCCUCGCUCCCCGAGGAUCUCCUUAUCUGGGAGAUCCUGACGCGUCUGCCGGUGAAGCCCCUGCUCCGGUGCCGCGCCGUCUGCCGCUCCUGGCGCCGCCGACUCACCUCCGACGCCAAAUUCCUCCUCGCCCACCACCGUCGCCAGGCCUCGCUCCCGCUCCUCACCUCCUGGGACGAGGACACGCAUGAGAGAAGGAUCGACGUCCUGGACCACCGCACCGGCGAGCGGCACCCCGUCGGGCGGACGACGGGCCGGACCGCCGCCUCCGAGGACGACUUCCAGGACGACCUCCACGUGUUCGCUUCCUGCGACGGCCUCAUCGUCCUCCAUGCCUACGGCGGCCUCGAGAUCUGCAACCCGGCGACCCGCCAGCGCGCGCCCCUCACGCGGCUCCACGGCGCCGCCUGCAUCUCCGCGCUUUACCCUCACCGCCCAUCCGGGUCGUACCGAGUGCUGUGCUGCUUCAAGAGAGCCGAGGACGGCCACGCCGUGUACCACGUGCACACUGUCGGGUCCGGCGAGCUCAGGUGCGUCGGAGAGCCUCCCGGGCCGUGGGCGUCCGGGGAUCUCGCGAUGGCGGUGUCGAUGAUGGGGUUCCUUGACCCGCCCGUCCUGGCAGACGGCAGGAUCUACUGGCACCCGUUGAAGCUGCCCGGCGGCAACGCCGGCAACGGCAAGGGAAAGGUCAACAACAUGCUGGUGUUCGACACCAUGUCCGAGUCCUUCCAGCAUUUGCUGUCGCCCGUCGAUGGCCCCUUCCUUGAGCUGUUUGAGAUGAACAACGGCGCCCUUGGAUUGUACCACUACCGUGGCAGCUCGACCGAUCUUUGGGUGCUAAAGGAUCACCGGAGCUGGUCCUGGUCGUUGAACACCCGGAUCAAAUUGGACGUGCUGUUUUUCUCUCUGCUGCCGGUAAUGGACCCAGAAGGAGAUGUGCUCGUCCUUUCUGACAGAGGGGAAUCAGGCAUCCUGUGGCAAUAUCUGCAUCACAUUUCUGGUGCCAAUGGCAGUUUGUUGGCACUGUAUAAAUGGAGCGCUUAUCUAAGGCUUACCAGGCAGAGGUUGAAAGCAAGCCUUGUCCGCCAUGACUUCUUCUGGAUGGAAGGUAAUGCUGGUAGUAUGGAUGAAAAACCAUUGUUCGAUGGCUUGUCAACUGUGGUGGUGCUUCGUGAUGAUAAUUCUGAGUCAUCUCAGCAGGAUGGAGUCACUCAUGAUUCUGAACUGUCUAGAAAUAACAGCACUGCAGAUUAG
Messenger RNA from Miscanthus lutarioriparius, 1278 nucleotides. Lineage: Eukaryota; Viridiplantae; Streptophyta; Magnoliopsida; Poales; Poaceae. The record is from the annotation of a GenBank genome assembly.